CACACACACGCACAGAGCAACCAGCCAAGGCAAGCGAGCAGAGCUCACGGGGCGCGCGCAAAGGCAGAGCCGCCGCGAGAGCUAACGGCCAGCCCGGCCCGUUGGCCACUUGGCCUCCGCGGCGCCCGUCCUGCCGAUGGCGGCGGCUCUGCAGCCACGGCGGGCGCGGCUCCUCCUUUUCCUCGGGCUGCUGCUCCACGCCCUGGCGCGUGGGGCCGUCGAGGCGGCGGCGCCGUUCCGGGCGAGGGACGUGCUGCCGCUGCUACCGCGGCGGCUGGCGUGGCAGCUCAUGGGCGCCACGGCGCACAGCGCCGUCGACCUGCUCCCGUCCUUCGUCGGCGCCGUCGCGCCCGGCGGGGCACCGGCGGCCUGGCGUGGCGCGUGCUUCGCGGAGAACGAGGCCGUCCUCAGCCUCACCCCCGGCGCCGGCGCCGGCGCGGUUGGCCGCAACGGGACCGGCGGGGGACUCCACGGCAACACCAGCUCCGGCCUCGGCGGCGCCGUCCUCCACCUCAAGACUGCUUCACCUGAGAGCUGGACAUGUAUGGAUCUGUAUGUGUUUGCAACUCCAUACAGGAUAGCCUGGGAUUACUAUAUGAGAUCAAAUGAAAAUCACACCUUUGAGAUUAAGGCAUGGGAGGAAGCAGCAGAACUGGAAUAUGUAAAGCAGCAUGGCAUUGCCGUCUUUCUCAUGCCAUCUGGAAUGCUUGGGACGUUGUUAUCCUUGAUUGAUGUCGUACCCCUGUUUUCAAACACCGGUUGGGGUCAGGAUGCAAACUUGGCAUUUCUCCAGAAGCAUAUGGGAACUUCAUUUCAGAAACGUUCUCAGCCCUGGUCUGCGAAUAUAAGAAAAGAAGAUGUACAUUCGGGUGACUUUUUGGCCCUUUCAAAAAUCCGAGGACGAUGGGGUGGAUUUCAGACAUUGGAGAAAUGGGUGACCGGUGCAUUUGCUGGGCACACUGCAGUUUUCUUGAAAGAUGAGAAUGGCACCCUCUGGGUUGCAGAAUCCGGCUAUGAAAACAAAAAGGGUGAUGAAAUCAUUAGUAUGACUCCAUGGGAUGAAUGGUGGGGAAUGGCACUUAAAGACGAUUCAAAUCCUCAGAUAGCACUUCUGCCAUUGCAUCCAGAUGUACGGGCCAGAUUCAACGAAAGUGCUGCGUGGGAUUUUGCCAGAAGCAUGUACGGAAAACCCUAUGGAUAUCAUAAUAUGAUAUUUAGUUGGAUUGACACAAUGUCAGACAAUUAUCCGCCUCCCCUUGAUGCUAACCUGGUAAUGGCUAUUAUGUCAAUGUGGACCAGAUUGCAACCACACUAUGCUUCUAACAUGUGGAACGAAGCCCUUAAUAAACGACUUGGGACCGAGAAAUUGGACCUUCACGGGAUCAUUACAGAGACCGAAAGACGUGGCUUGUCUUUCAACCAGCUGCUCACCAUACCCGAGCGAGACGACUGGGAAUACAGCGAUGGCAAAUCGACGACGUGCGUGGCCUUCAUCCUUUCGAUGUACAAGGCGGCUGGCGUGUUCGCUCCUUUCACGGAGUCGAUCCAGGUGACAGAAUUCACUAUCCGGGACGCGUACAUGCUGAAGGUCUUCGAGGACAACCAGACGCGGCUGCCGGGGUGGUGCAACGCGGCGGCGGACAGGCUCCCCUUCUGCCAGAUCCUGGGGGAGUACAAGAUGGACCUGCCGGAGUACAACACCAUCGAGCCCUACGCCAACAUGAACGAGAACUGCCCGUCCGCGCCGCCCACCUACAGCCGCCCGGCGCGAUGCUGACGGCCGCCGUGCAAACCGUGUACUAAGUGUAAAUAGACUACGCACGCUGCGUGUGCAGUGCGGUGGUCUCGCUGUAUGUGCGGCUUUGUCCACAGUUCCUUUCUCUCACAAGUGAUUGCUCUGUGACUGAGAGCAGAGCAUAUAGUAUUAUGCAGAGGUAGUUCUCGUUCAUGUUGGCUGUUGUUCAGGCGCCGAUUCUGUCGUUCUUGGCCGCUGUAAAGUAAUUAUCUGGACGUACAGAUCAUGUGAAUAAUUGGAAUGACGAUAGUACUGAAGAGCUUUAUUUUUUCCAAAACAAAAGGAGCUUUGCGUGUUUGGACUUUA
Molecule: messenger RNA, 2101 nt
Organism: Setaria italica (foxtail millet)
Lineage: Eukaryota; Viridiplantae; Streptophyta; Magnoliopsida; Poales; Poaceae
Exons: 7
Coding region: 137-1777 (546 amino acids)
Source: RefSeq, a predicted model, not a curated record